Molecule: messenger RNA, 1029 nt
Organism: Ziziphus jujuba (common jujube)
Lineage: Eukaryota; Viridiplantae; Streptophyta; Magnoliopsida; Rosales; Rhamnaceae
Exons: 4
Coding region: 1-1029 (342 amino acids)
Source: RefSeq, a predicted model, not a curated record
AUGGGAGAUUCACAACAAAAAGGUAAAACUGCAUAUAACACAUGGACCUCACAACAAAGUAAUAUGUUGUUGGAACUGAUGGUUGAUGUUGCUAAUCGUGGAUGGCGUGACAGUAAUGGUGUAUUUAGCAAACUAACUGUGGAAAGCAAGAUACUUCCUAAGCUUAAUGAAGCACUUGGGUUUCAUCCAAACCAGAAAUACCUUCGAACAGACAUUUUUGCUGACUUUGAGGAUUUGAAAAUUGUUGUUGGGAAUAGAACUGCUAUUGGAAAAAACUCUAUUGGAUUAGAAGAUGAUAUAGAUGCUAGAAUUUAUGGACAAGAUGAAAGUACACAUGUUAAGAUAGAUGACUAUGUAUAUGAUGAGAUUAACGAGAUAUAUGAUUAUAUUGGAGCUAUUGAUGGCACACAUAUACCAGCAACAAUAAAUGGUCGCGAUGUAAGUAGCUACCGUAAUUGCCAUGGAAAAUUUUCACAAAACGUAUUAGCAGCUUGUAACUUUGAUUUAAAGUUCAUAUACGUACUCAGUGGAUGGGAGGGUUCGGCUCAUGAUUCAAAAUUGCUACAUGAUGUUUUAUCUAAAUAUUUUUUGGUGGAUUGUGGAUUUCCAAAUCAUCGACAAUUUUUAGCUCCAUUUCUAGGGGUUCGAUAUCAUUUGCAAGAUUUUUCUCGUUCAGACCGUCACUCCGAAACUGCAGCUGAAUUGUUCAAUCUACGUCACUCUUCAUUAAGAAAUGUAAUUGAGAGGAUAUUUAGUAUAUUCAAAUCUAGAUUCAUAAUUUUUAAGUCCACACCUCCAUUUCCAUUUAAGACACAAACAGAGCUAGUUUUAGAUUGUGCAGGAUUGCACAACUUUCAUCGUAAAGAAUAUCGCUCUGAUGAGUUUCGGGUAGAGUCAAAUGAUGAAUCUCCAUCACCGUUAUUAACACAAGAAAUUGAAGAAAAUAAUUUUGAGGAGCUGUUUGAAAGUCAAGAGCAACAACGAGAGAAUGAUAAUGAAUGGAGAACUACAAUUGCUUCAAAUAUGUGA